AUGGAUUCAACACGCACCAAAGCACAAAACUCAGCUGGUCAACCAAGAAGUCCUCCUAAUGUGCCGCAGCCGAUAGAAAUUGACACAUCGUCUCAUUUUGCGACUGAUAGGGAAGAGAACGACAGAGAUGAGUUGAUCAAAUGGGCUCGAAGCGUGUCGCAAAGUUUAAGGUUCGCAAUUAUAGUUAGGCGAUCCGAUUCGGGCGAGAAGAGAAAGGCUCAAUUGGUGUUAGAGUGUGAACGUAGUGGGAAGUAUGUUCCAGCCAAGAAGAAGUUGAAAUCCGAUACCUCCGGAACAAGAAAAUGCGAAUGUCCUUUCCGACUCCGUGGGUAUUACAACAAGGCAACAAAACUAUGGCGUUUGACUGUUGUCAACGGUAUGCAUAACCACGAGUUGGACAAAGGGCUUGAAGGGCAUCUCGUGGCGGGGCGUUUGAAACCACAAGAGAAGGAUUUUAUGGACGAGAUGACAAGGAAUGCGGUGGCUCCAAAAAACAUAUUGUCCACUUUAAAGGAGAGAGAUCCGGAAAACAAGACCUCUGCAAAGCAAGUGUACAACGCUCGUCAUAGGUACAGAGUUAAAAUGAGGGCGUCCAUGACUGAGAUGCAACACUUAUGCAAGAAGCUUGAUGAUAACAAGUACUACUACAAGUAUCGGACGGUUGUUGAAAAUGGAGUAGAACAUCUUCAAGAUAUAUUCUUUGCACAUCCGAGGUCCAUAACUUUAUUCAACUCUUUUCAUACUGUGCUGAUGAUGGACUCCACAUACAAAACCAGCAAGUACAAAAUGCCGCUGUUUGAGAUAGUCGGAUUCACUUCGACCGAGAAGACAUUCAACGUUGCUUUUGCCUGGCUCAGUAACGAAAAGGAAGACAACUUUAUAUGGGCUCUGCAACAACUACGUUGUUUGUUAAGGCGUGAGACAAAUUUGCCGAAGGUUAUCUUGACGGAUCGAGAUUUAGCUUUGAUGAAUGCUAUUCCGGCUGUGUUUCCAGAAGCGGCGGCGUUGGUUUGUCGGUUCCAUGUUAAGAAGAAUGUGAGGACCAAGGCAGUCGAGCUGGUCAAGGUGAGGGAUGGGGAAAAGGUCAAGGCGGCGGACAUGAGGGAAAGAGUCUGUUUGGCGUUCGAGGAUGUGUUAGAUUCGUCUACUGAGGCCGAGUAUACUGAAAAUGUUAUGGCUUUUAGGAAGUUAUGUGAGAGGUGGCCAAAAUUUGUUCGAUACGUUGAAGAGACAAUUUUGGACACCGACAAAGAGAAGCUCGUGAGUGCAUGGGUGGACAAGCAUAUGCACAUGGGCAACCAUACGACAAAUAGAGCCGAAAGCGCACACGGUGUUUUGAAAAGUUACUUGACCGACAGUCUCGGUGAUUUGGUGAAGGGUUGGGAAUCGAUCCACAGAAUGUUAGGCAAUCAAUUCACCCAAGUGCAAACUGAAUUUGGCCAGAACAUGUCUGUGUAUGGACACACAUACCGGAAGAAAACACUUUACUCGACUUUGAUGUUUAAAAUCUCUAGACGUGCAAUGAGAUACAUCCACACUGAAUCAAAAAGAGUCGAGUUUACUGGUAUGGAUAGCAUGAAGUGUGGUUGUCUGAUGAGGACUAACUACGGGCUGCCAUGUGCGUGUUUGAUUGCCAAGAAACUGCACCACAAUAGGCCUAUUAGACUCGAUGAGGUUUACAAACAUUGGAAGAUAAUUUGUUUCAGAGAUGAAGAAGUUGGUGGUGACGUCGAGGACGAUUAUGCGUGCACGGCAGAGUGGCAAGCAAUUCAGGAACGAUUGAGGACAGCUGAUGUAAGCAUGAAAAAUGAGAUCCGAGAUCAACUCCGCAAGAUUGCGUAUCCUACAACCACCGAUGUGGAGCCUCCGAACACAAAUGUAAAAUCAAAAGGGGCUAAAAAGAAAAAGGUGGUCCGUGGAACAAGAUCCACCAGCAGAGAUAAGUCUCGAUGGGAGCAUGUUGAAGAAUAUUUCACGGAGACACAAGCGUCGCAAUCGUCAAAGCCGUCUCCGUCAAUUCCAUCCCACUCAAGGCCAUCAUCAUCACAACCUACCGCAUCAAACCCUAUGCCUACGGUGUCUGAAGCUCCGCUCACUGUGUCCAACCCAUUGCCACUAACCUCAUCAUCUCAAAUUUUUGGAAUUAACCACAUGCCAAAAUUCAUGCAUCCCUUCAUUGAAGAUAUCAUCAACGUGGACGGCGACGGCUAUUGUGGUUACCGUGCCGUUGCAUUGGCUCAGAGAGGCAACGAAGAUGAUUUUGAACUGAUACGGUGCAACAUGAGCAGGGAGUUGCGAUUGAAUAAGGAUAUGUAUGUUGCUAUAUUUGGUUGCGAGGAGCGUUACCAAUAUAUCUGUGAUGCACUACUCCCACCCCCGAGGACGAGACAACGUACUAGUAUUAGGAAUAGUGUUGCACCGAUGGAUAAAUGGUUCACGUUGCCGGAUUUGGGACAUAUCGUGGCCACCAUAUUGGAUAGAGUAGUUGUUCAGCUCUCCAUACUUCAAAACGGCCCUUGUGAAACUUUUUUCCCAUUGCGUUCCAUUCCGUCACCAAACCCGUCUUCAAGGGUUAUUUGCCUUGGCGCGUUACCGGAUCACUAUGUUUUGGUAAUGCUUAAAGUUGGGUGUCCGAUACCCAAAUCAAACAAGUCGUGGAAGCAAUAUUGUGCUAAACAAAGUUUGGGUUGGGAAGAUUCAUUCAUAGCUGCGCAACAUAGGUUCGAGGAGAUGAUGAGCACCGAGAACGUUGUCCCCAUCCAAAUAGUUGGUGCAGGCAGUAGAGAAACUCCAUUGGUGAUUGACUGA
Trifolium pratense (red clover) is the source of this 2808-nucleotide messenger RNA. RefSeq names its product PKS-NRPS hybrid synthetase cheA-like. The coding region runs from base 1 to 2808 and encodes 935 amino acids. The transcript has 3 exons. Gene Ontology annotation, molecular function: DNA-binding transcription factor activity, RNA polymerase II-specific. The record is from RefSeq and is a predicted model, not a curated record. Lineage: Eukaryota; Viridiplantae; Streptophyta; Magnoliopsida; Fabales; Fabaceae.